UCGAAUAAAAAGCAGGAGUCAAUGUCAAUAAUUGUCUCCCAAAUUUCCAUUUCAAUUCAAUCGCCCUUUGUAGUUUUUCGGAGCAGAGAGAACGCCAACUGUCUUUAAACCUAUACAGACUCGCAAUUCAUUAGCAUCAGACGCAGCCCCAACAUUUAUUAUAUGUCCAUGAUGAAGCCCGAAGAAAGAUCAUUCAAGAGGCUCAAAUUUGAGACGCAGACACAGAAGCUGAUGAAUUUUCCGAUUGAGAUUGUGGAUCUUGAAGAUGAUGAAUUCUUUUUAACGCCCAUUCUACAAAAGGGCGGCACCACUAAGGACACUGCCAUCGCAGUUGAUCACUACACUGAAGAUAAAGAACUCCAGCAUGCUCUCAUGGCUUCUCUUUUUAAACCCACCACCGACACCACCACCACUCUACAAAACUUAAUUCAUCUCGACAACUACAACGAUGACUUCGACGAUUUACAUGUACUUAAUUUUAAGCCCCUAAACACUCGUUUUUCUAAAAGAAGAAAACCCUUUUCAAAUCCUUCCGUAACCGAAACUGGGCAGUCUUCAAAUUCUCAAAACGAUGAUGGCCCGGAGUUUAUUUGUGAGAUCUGCGUCGAACCCAGGACUGCAAAUGACUCAUUUAACAUAAAGGGUUGCUCUCAUGCGUACUGUAAGGACUGCACGGCCAAAUACGUGGCCUCAAAGUUGCAAGAAAACAUUACUUCUAUCCCCUGUCCAGUACCGGACUGUGGAGGAUCGUUAGAGCCCGAGUACUGUAGAAAUAUUCUUCCUCAAGAUGUUUUUGAUCGGUGGGGAAGUGCCUUGUGUGAGGCUGUGAUUCUCGAGGCACAAAAGUUUUAUUGUCCGUACAAAGAUUGUUCAGCGCUUUUGAUUGACGAUGGAGGAGAGGUUAUAAGUGAAACAAAGUGUCCGAAUUGUAGGAGAAAAUUUUGUGCGCAAUGUAAAGUUCCUUGGCAUGCGGGGAUUGAGUGCAGGGAGUUUCAAGAAUUGAAUAAGGAUGAGAGAAGCGGUGAAGACAUUAAGUUGAUGAAGCUGGCACUGAAAAAGAAGUGGAAGAGGUGUCCUUAUUGUAAGUACUUCGUUGAGAAGAAAUCAGGUUGCAUGCAUAUGAAGUGCAGGUGUGGACAUGCAUUCUGUUACAACUGCGGAGAACCUUAUACUCUCACUUCUAAUGGUCAUAUUUGUCCUAAGUGUAAGCGUUAAUCCUCUACUUUGUUGGGAUAGGAUUGCAUAAUGGUGCUUAUUUAAGUAAUCUUGUGCAUAGUACUAAAAUUUAUGAAAGAUGAUGUUGAGAAAUCAAUCUAGAUUUCUUAAAAUUUUGUGAUAAAGAAAUAUCUUUGUUAAGAUGGCCGAGGAGUUUUAUUUCUUCAUCUUUUUUGUUACCUUAGAUUAGGAGAAUACAUAUAUUCUUUUUUUGCGUAUAAAAGAAAUAAUCAUACAAAGGCCUAGACAAAAGAUCUCAAGCCCCUCCCAAGGAUUACAAAAAUUAGUACCUGAUGGGAACCCACUUCCAAAUUAAUAAGAAUUGGGCUAGGCAAUGGGCCUUUGAUAAGAAUUGGGCUGUGGUCCUUUAAUAGGAAUUGAGUUGGGUAGUGGUCAUUUUGUGGGUUUGGGUAGAACUCUCAUUGGAAACCGACUUGCCAAGGGAGGGUGCCCAAGCCCUUUAUAACCCACAUGCCCACCAUUUUCCCUUCAAAUGUGAGAUCCUAACAUACCACCACGCUUCCGCAACCAACAUCUACGUCAGUUUCUUUACCCCUUGGGUGACUACGCGGAUCUCCUUUUCCUUGGGCCUCUUUACCCUUUAGGUGACUAUGCGGAUCCCCUUUUCUUCGGGCCUCUUUACCUUUUGGGUGACCACGCAAAUCCCCUUUCUUUUAGGCCUCCAUGCCCUUUCUCGGGAUAGCAGCUCAGGCCUUGUUAUGUAGACGUAAGAUUAUGCUCUGAUACCAAUUGAUAGGAACAUACUCCCAAAUCGAUAAGAAUUAGGUUGAGCAAUGGGCCUUUGAUAGGAAUUGGGUUGGACAGUGGUCCUUUUGUGGGCUUGGGUAGAACUCUCAUUGGAAAACUGGUUUGCUAGGGAAGGGUGCCUAAGCCCUUUAGAACUCACAUGUCUACCUUUUUUCCUUCUAACGUGGAAUCCUAACAGUAUCACACUAAAAGGCUUGAUGAAUCUUGUUUAUGGCUGCAAUGCUUGCCAUGAAAACGAAGGAAAGAUGUGAUACAAAUUGGGCAUUGGGCAUUGCGUAUUGGGUUGAGCAGGAGGAAGCAAAGCAAUAUUAGAUAUGUGCGCAAUGAAAAUGAAGAGGAGAAAGGUAUAAUACAAAUUGGGCAGUGCUUUAUAAAAUAAACCAGUAUGAGUUUGGCUAAAAGAAGAUGAACAUUUCAUUAGUUGAAACAGGACACAGCCUUCCACAGCAAGUGCUGCUGGUUUUUCUAUUAGCUUUGAAUAUCUAUAUCUCUUUAAUGACACUAAUUGCUCUCUGAUAAAUGUCAUUGUAAGUUUAAACAUCCAAACAGUAAAUAAUAAAUAAUGAUGACUAUUUAUUUUAUUUUUUAUUAUUUUCUUUUUUAAGGAAGGGUAUCUUUCUCCAUUCAAACUAUCUU
This is a messenger RNA of Pistacia vera, 2619 nucleotides long. Its product is annotated as probable E3 ubiquitin-protein ligase RNF217. The transcript has 2 exons. Gene Ontology annotation, cellular component: cytoplasm; ubiquitin ligase complex. Lineage: Eukaryota; Viridiplantae; Streptophyta; Magnoliopsida; Sapindales; Anacardiaceae. Gene Ontology annotation, biological process: positive regulation of proteasomal ubiquitin-dependent protein catabolic process; ubiquitin-dependent protein catabolic process; protein polyubiquitination. The record is from RefSeq and is a predicted model, not a curated record. Gene Ontology annotation, molecular function: ubiquitin protein ligase activity; zinc ion binding; ubiquitin conjugating enzyme binding. Bases 163 to 1215 code for a protein of 350 amino acids.